Fusarium sp. VM40 is the source of this 6507-nucleotide messenger RNA. Lineage: Eukaryota; Fungi; Ascomycota; Sordariomycetes; Hypocreales; Nectriaceae. The record is from the annotation of a GenBank genome assembly.
AUGUCCCCUUCCAUGUCUACACAGGAGCAGCAGCUCUGCCAGUUCUUGGCGGAGCUGCCCGCACGCUUCAACUACCGCUUCACCGAAGAAGCUUCGCGCGAACUACUUACCAGCCUCUUCUGGUCUCUUGCUGGCGGCAACAAUGAAUACAUGCGAUUACUGUUCCCCGAUGGUAAACCCGGAGAAAGCCUCAAGUUAAGCGACUCACAAGGUGCAGUCGAAGGGGCCGAGUACACCGAGGCAGCGCGGGGGAAGCGAUGUGGGCAUAUCUUCAAACCUGGUGAAGCAUCAUAUAUGUGUCGUACCUGCGGCACCGACGAAACUUGUUGCCUAUGUGCCCGGUGUUUCGACUCAACCGACCAUACGGGACACAUGGUUCGAAUCCACAUAUCUGUAGGAAAUAGCGGUUGCUGCGACUGUGGAGACGACGAAGCAUGGCGAACACCUCUGUUCUGUACAAUCCAUUCCAACGUGCAGGGAGGUGCCGAUAAGGGCAAAGGAAAGGAGGCAGCCGGUCUGCCUGAGGAUCUUGUGACGAACCUACAGAUGACUAUUGGCCGUGUUUUCGACUAUAUCUGCGACGUGAUCUCAUGCUCCCCAGAGCAGCUUCGACAAACCAAGACGGAAGAUUCGAUUCUCGAAGAUGAAAAGUCUUCACGCCUAUCCUCGAAAUAUUACGGCCCUGAAGCUGAACAAUGCAACGAAUUCGCUCUUAUCCUGUGGAAUGACGAGAAGCAUACCGUUCAGGAGGUACAAGACCAGGUCGCUCGUGCUUGUAGGAAGAGCCGGAAGCUAGCAGUCGAGAAUGCCUGGGAGACGGAUGCUAUUGGACGUAGUAUUCUUACAUAUCUGCCCGAUGUUCCUCGACUCUUGGAAAUGGCUGGUGUGAUGGAAGCCAUCAGAGUUACGGUCACCAUCCGGUCUGCAAGAGAUACAUUCCGCGAGCAAAUGUGCGGUGCCCUUGUGGAGUGGUUGAGUGAUAUUUCCGGUUGUUCCGUUGGCCAUGACAACAAUAUUCUUCGGCGUAUCGUUUGCGAGGAGGUCAUGAACCCUUGGCGGCAGGGUAGCCAGGCAACUCAUACACUAGGCUUGAUCGACGACGAGGAGGAGGACGACCAGAUCGUCGACAGCAGACGUCGCUUCGACGGCAUGAAUGCCAGGUUCAUCCUAGCUUUGCAAGCUGCUGCAGGAGCCGGCGCUGGUGUUCAGAUAGAAAUUGACGACGACGAUGACGACGAUGACGAUGAAGAUGAUGUCGAUGCCGACAUGGACGACCAAGGCCAACACUCUCCUUCUAGCUCGGUGGCAGGAGGAGACGAAGGCGAGGACGACGAUGUGAUGAUGGUAGAUGCCCGCGGAGACGUUGGGGAUGUUGGAGAUGUUGGUGACCUUGGGAUGAACUGGAGAGACAACGAUCAAGCUUUGGAAGAAGACGAGGCAACAAUGGCCGGGUAUCCACCUCCACCACCGCCCCCUCCUGCUCAAGCUCAAUCUCAAGGUCAAGCCCAACCUGAAGCCCCAGCUAGAGCCAGGGACAGAGAAGCAACACCUUCAGACUCGGACACGGCAGAACCCCUGAUCGCGCCAUCGAUCUAUGCCAAGGCAAAUGCAGAUAUCCCCAAAACCCCCGGCAAGACUGAGAAACUGGUUCCUAGACCUGGGCGUUAUUGGAUCGAGACGCCUGCUGUCUACACACAACGGGAGAAUGUACCACCGGCCGAGGAUGUCUUCCGCCGUGUCCGCCUGGACUGGCUUUUGCUAUUCGAUCUCCGUAUGUGGAAGAAGGUCAGAAAUGACCUUCGUGCACUGUAUAUUUCCACAGUCGUGACGAUUCCAGAGUUCAAGCGUGUACUUGCUCUUCGGUUUGCUAGUCUCUACACCAUUCUAGCCCAGCUCUACUUGGUAGGAGACCGAGAGCCAGAUCACUCCAUCAUCAACCUUUCCCUCCAGAUGCUCACCACUCCGUCAAUUACUGCAGAAGUUGUCGAACGUGGCAAUUUUAUGACCAGCUUAUUGGCUAUUCUUUACACCUUCUUGACAACCCGCCAGGUUGGUCACCCUUGGGACGUUUCCCCCGAUGCAGUUCUCGGCUUUGAGAGCGGAUCAGUCACCAACAGGCGCAUGUACCACUUCUACCAAGACCUCAAGUAUCUAUUUGGUGCUCCCCAUGUUCAGGAGCGUGUUAGAUGUGAACCUCGCUACCUCAUGCAGUUCCUCGACCUUGUCAAGCUUCAUCAAUGUAUAGGACCCAACGUGAGAGCCGUGGUCGAGCACGUGGAAUACGAAGCCGAUUCCUGGAUUACUGCAUCUCUGGUAACCAGGCAGAUCAACCUUCAAGCCCGAAACCUUGCCGAGGCGUUCCGCAACUGCCCGCCCGAUGAGUUCCAUUACCUUCAAAAUGCGAUUCGCUUCACGGCUAAAACGGUCAUCUUGAACUCAAUCGGUGCCGAACGCCAUCGAUUUAAGCAAAGUGAAAUCAAAGACGAGGUUCAGUUCAAGACUUUGACCGACUUUGAAUUCGAUGGUGAAUCCUCGUCUUAUGAUGUGGUCAAGUUCGUUGUUGAGAAAGACGCUAUCAGCUUCCACCAUGCGUUACACUAUACCUUGUCAUGGCUCAUCGAAUGUGGACGGUCGCUCCCUGUGUCCACCAUGCGAAACUUGCUUAGCUUUACUCAGCAAGAGCUCAAGUCGAAGCCGAGACUAAUGGGUAGGCCUCAAGUGCCACGUAAAAACUAUACCGCAGAGGACUACCUCAUUGCGUCACUUGACUUCCCUCUCCGUGUUUGCGCCUGGCUUGCCCAGAUCAAAGCCAACAUGUGGGUUCGCAACGGAAUUAGCCUGCGACAUCAAGCCAGUACCUACCGGGGUGUUGGGCAGCGGGAUGUGUCUCAUCACCGUGAUAUCUUUCUUCUCCAAACCGCUUUGGUGGUCUGCAACCCUAGCCGAGUGUUGGCUUCGAUCGUUGACCGCUUCGGAAUGGAGAGCUGGGUCAAAGGCUUGUUUGAACUCAAGUCAGAAGCCCAAGAUGAUGCUCAACACCUUGAUGUUGUUGAAGACAUGAUUCAUCUCCUCAUCGUUCUACUCAGCGAUCGUACCUCGUUGAUCUCCUCGGAAGAUGAGGCAAUGUCCAGGCUGUUGGCCAUGCGUCGUGAUAUCACCCACGUGCUGUGUUUCAAGCCCCUAUCUUUCAACGAGAUCUGCAACAAAUUACCUGAGAAAUACCAAGAGCAAGAAGACUUCCACCGGGUGUUGGAUGACAUGGCGACUUUCAAACCACCUGAGGGUGUUUCUGACGUUGGUACUUUUGAACUUCGACCAGAGUUCAUUGAGGAUAUUGACCCUUACAUUGCACACUAUAACAAAAACCAACGUGAGGAAUCCGAGCUGGCAUACAGGAAGAAGAUGGCGAAGCGAACAGGAAAGACCGUGGAGGAAAUUGUGUACGAGCCCAAGGCUCGACAAGUUCCCUCGGGCAUGUUCGAAGAACUAGGUGCUUUCACUAGUACCGGCAUGUUUUCUCAGGUUAUCUACUACUCACUCCUUUAUCCUUUAGUGGCGGGCAAGUUUACUCCCUCGGUUCCAUUCACACGACUGGAGACAUUCCUUCAAGUUGUGCUCCAUCUCAUGCUCAUCGCUAUCCUCGAGGAUAAAUCGAGUGACGACGAUAUGAGCGAAGAGUCCACAAAGUCGUUUGUGUACAUUGCACUUACAAAAUUCGGCCGCAGUAACUUCAUGCCCGAAGCUCACAGUUCAAGGACAAUUGUGUCCUUGUUGAACAUGAUGUCGACUAAGGACGAGUUCAAGGCAGUUCAUCCUAAGAUUGCGCUUGUUCUCAAGCGUUUGCGCCAGAAACGCCCGCGUACCUUUGAGACCGCGUACGUGAACUUGGGAGCUUCUGUAGACCGCAUCAACACCGCUUCACCGGCGAAUACAUCAGUCGAGGAAGAACGCGAGAGAAGAAAGAAGGCGGCUCUGAGCCGUCAAGCCAGGGUUAUGGCACAAUUCCAGCAACAGCAAAAGAGCUUCAUGGAAAACCAGGCUUCUUUCGACUGGGGUAGUGAUGUCGAUGAAGAUGUCGACGAGGAAGGCGACGAAGAGCAAACGGAGGAUAAGAAACACAACUGGAAGUAUCCUGUGGGAACAUGUAUCCUUUGCCAGGAAGAGCCGGAUGAUCGACACCUCUACGGGACGUUCGCCCAUUUUAACGAAAGCCGGAUCCUCCGACAGACGGAUUUCCAAGAUCCCGACUUCGUUCGCGAAGCAUCGCAAACCCCUUGCAGUCUUGAUCGAUCGGCUGAGGAUGUUCGACCCUUCGGUAUUGCUCAUGAAAACCGUAAGAUGGUGGAGAAGAUCAACGCUCAGGGCGAGACCUUCCUCGCGGAGAGACAGACCAUAGGAAAAGGAUUCCCUUCCAAUGUAUGUCGGUCGGGUCCUGUAGCAAGCGGUUGCGGGCACAUGAUGCAUUACCGCUGCUUCGAGGUUUAUUACGACGCGACUGUACGCCGCCAUACACACCAGAUUGCCAGGCACCAUCCUGAGGAUACUCGACGCAACGAGUUCGUCUGUCCUCUGUGCAAGGCUCUAGGUAACGCAUUUGUUCCUAUCGUCUGGAAGGGGAUAGAUGAGUCAUAUCCAGGCUACCUGCAGUCUCAGGGUACCUUUGAUGAUUUUGUCGAGAAACAGAUGGGCUCUGCUUACUGGAUAGGUGGAAGUAAGGCACGCGAGGAUGAACCUGCUGUGCCUGACAUGUUCACCCCAAGCCUCCCAGGAAGUCUCGUUGAGUCUCUUCUUCCAGCGCAAACUUCCAGCGACAGUACGUGGGGAAGAGAAGACGCCGAGUCGCACUCGUCAGCCGUUGGUACACCCGUGAGUUACGCAUUCUCUGACUCGGUUACCCCUGAGCCGGUUCAGCCACCACCAGCCACCACAAACACAGACAGUAGCCAGUUGAUGAAAGAGCUAUUAGCAGCCUACCGCCGAUUGCGCAACACACUUCGGGUUAAUGGCCUACGUACCAGUCACCUCAUUGACGCUAAGGGUGACAACGUUGGUGAUCUAUGCGCCAGUGACACGCUGGUCAAGUCGGUGGGCUUUACUAUCUCUUCCGUAGAAGUCCAGCAGAGAGGUAUUGAAGCUCAGCCAGGCAUGACGCUUCUGGAGAAGAUUCCCGAGCAUAUCCUGACGCAUCUCCGAGUCUUGUCGGAAACUGUUUCGUCGUAUAUUACUGUUGGGGCGCAAUCCGGUGGUGCCGAGAACAAGAUCGAAGCCGAGUUCAAGAAGGAUAGCGAGAGGCAACACUGUCAGCUAUUUAUGUCUCGAUACUUUGGCACUGGAACCCCUUAUGCUCGCCGGCCGUUGGACGUCUACCCUCCACUGCUGAGCAUGGACUCGUUCCUGUUCCUGGUAGAAUGCUCAUACGGGUUGGUUCCACUUCAGAAAGCCGAGAUUUCUCACGUGCUCCGAUUGUGUUACCUGGCAGAGCUUGUCAAGCUGGUGUAUCACAUGGGUCGCAAUAUUCCUGUUGCUAGUUGGGUCGGCAAUCUUACCAACCGACAAACGCAAGAUCCAGCCAUCAACAACUUUGCGGACUUUGCUCUCGGCGUUACCAAGACAGGUCUCGAGUACCAUGCUGCCCAAUUUCCUGAGGGUGUUGAGUUUGGCGAGAACUGUGGCUUUCAGCAGCCUGGGGUGGACACUCUGGAGAGCUGGUACACGUUCUCCAAGAAAUACGCUCUCACUUUCCUACGGAAAUGUGUUAUCUUUCUUUAUGUCAAGUACGGGGUAGACUUCAACAGUCAUGUUUCGCCAACGCCAGAUGCUGAUGAGCUGGAGCGUCUUACCGAAGCACUGCGGCUACCAACGUUUGAUGAAAUGUGUGCUGCCAUUACUGAUAAUGCGUCUGCAUGUGGCUGGCCUCAGACGACUGCCUCACUGGUCUCCGGCUGGGUCAAGCAUCAGGUGAUGUGGCCGGGCGAUUACAGCGAUAUCCCUCUCUCGGCCAUGAUGAGCCACCCAGGAAUCUUUGAGCUGAUAGGGCUACCCAAGAACUACGAUGCCCUCAUAGAGGAAGCCACCAGGCGGAAAUGUCCGACCACUGGCAAAGAGCUUACAGAUCCUGUCAUUUGCCUCUUCUGCGGAGAGCUGUCAUGCAGCCAGGGUACAUGCUGCCAGAAGACAGACAACUCUUCGGAUCGUACAGAGUACACCAAGAUAGGUGGUGCACAGCAACACAUGCGCAAGUGCCAACGUAAUAUUGGAGUUUUCCUCAACGUGCGCAAGUGUUCAGUCGUGUACCUCUUCCGACUUUCAGGAUCUUUCACACCUGCACCAUACAUCGAUAAAUACGGCGAGACUGAUCCUCAGCUGCGUCACGGGCGACAGCUCUUCCUGAACCAGAAACGAUAUGAUUCUAUGAUACGAAGCACAGUGCUCAACCACGGGGUUCCAAGCUUGAUUAGCCGCAAGCUGGAGGCGGAGAUUAACAAUGGUGGGUGGGAUACUUUGUAG